UAAUUACACUUAUAACUCAAGACUUGAAAGACAUGACACGGAGAAUAAUAUAUACAUUAUUUAUUAUAUGUUUUUAUGUUCCAAAUAUUCUUCAGACAUUAUUGAUUACAUUAUUUUGGCCAAUCAAUUUUUACUUUGUUAAAGCAUGCGUAUUUGUACUGAUUCUAUCAUUAACAAGAAAUGUGUCCUACUUUGCUGAUAAGGUACCUGGUAACUUUCUGGCUACUUCAACAACAUUGACUCAAUGUGGAAUUAGGUCUACUCUAAAAGGAAAUAAGAAAGCUAUCUUAAAAGUGACACAAAUAUCAAUAGAAGAAAUGCACGAAAAGCAGGAAACAAUGCAGACGAAAAUUGACGAAAUUGACAAGAUGCAGACAACAAUGCAGAAAACAACGCAGACAACAAUUGAUGAUAUGCAAAAAACAAUGCAGGCUAAAAUAGAUGAAAUACAGAAGAUAAUGAAUGAAAUAAAAACAUCAGUGGAAGAGACAAAAUAAAAUGUAACCAAAGGAAUAAUGCGGAAAACUAUCCUUAUUAAAAUUUUUAGUUUAUUUAUUUUUUUUUUUUUUAGUUAAAUUAGU
Molecule: messenger RNA, 581 nt
Organism: Rhizophagus irregularis DAOM 181602=DAOM 197198
Lineage: Eukaryota; Fungi; Glomeromycota; Glomeromycetes; Glomerales; Glomeraceae
Source: RefSeq, a predicted model, not a curated record